This is a messenger RNA of Carica papaya (papaya), 2300 nucleotides long. NCBI's taxonomy places the organism in Eukaryota, Viridiplantae, Streptophyta, Magnoliopsida, Brassicales, Caricaceae. The record is from RefSeq and is a predicted model, not a curated record.
AGUGCAUGAUUAAAUUUUAAUUUUCAGGAUUAAUCAUUCUUCCUUUAUAUCCCGGACUUUCACGAGCAGAUCAGGAGCUGGUAUUUUCACCCACUCCUGGUGGCAAGAGGAAAGUAGUGAUAUCAACAAAUAUUGCCGAGACAUCAUUGACUUUGGAGGGUAUUGUUUAUGUUGUUGACAGCGGAUUCUCAAAACAACGUUUCUACAAUCCGAUGCCCAGGUUCAUCCCUAAAUAGGUAACAGACAAAUGCAGAUAGUGAAACCAAGUCUCUGGAAGGUCAGCAAUGAUAUUUCAGACAUUGAAAGUCUUGUAGUAGCACCAAUAUCCAAGGCAUCUGCAAGGCAAAGGGCUGGUAGGGCUGGGAGAGUUAGGCCUGGGAAGUGCUACAGGCUAUACACGGAAGGGUUUUUUGUCAAUGAAAUGUCUGCAGAGGGGAUCCCUGAGAUGCAGCGAUCAAAUCUUGCUUCUUCUGUUAUUCAGUUAAAAGCCUUAGGUAUAGAUAAUAUCUUGGGCUUUGAUUGGCCAUCAUCACCAUCUUCUGAAGCAAUGAUCCGAGCACUUGAAUUACUUUAUUCACUUGGUGUUCUGGAUGAUGAUGCCAAACUAACUUCACCAGCAGGAUUUCAAGUUGCAGAAAUUCCACUGGAUCCAAUGAUCUCAAAAAUGAUUUUAGCUUCUCAAGAACUUGGUUGUUCAGAGGAGAUCAUUACCAUAGCCGCUAUUCUUUCAAUCCAAUCUAUUUGGGUUUCUGUUAGGGGGUCACAGAAGGAACUGGAUGAAGCCAAGCUGAGAUUUGCUGCUUCUGAGGGUGACCAUGUCACUUUUCUAAAUGUAUACAAAGGAUUUCUCAAGUCUGGUAAAUCUUCGAAGUGGUGUUAUAAGAACUUCAUAAACUACCAUGCCAUGAAAAAGGUGAUGGAGGUUCGAGAACAACUUAGAAGAAUAUUACAGAGAUUAGGAUUGGCUUUAAAGUCUUCUGAUGGAGAUAUGCAGGUAAGCGUGUGAUGUCGCUAAUAUUAAGGUAGUUUCAGCAGUAAGAUUACUUCUCUCUCUGAGAGAACUUCCUACACAGGAUUACUUCUCUCAUAGAAAAGAUUAUUCAUGUUUAUGUGAUGGUGUGUAAUAGUUUUUUUGAUGUGUUUGGAACUAAAAAUGAAUGUUUGAUUCCUUUUAUGAGUUCCUCACUUUUCAAGUAUUAAAGUCUUCUCAAGCAUCCAAAAUAGGAGAAAGAUAUCUUUUUGAUUGUCUCGUGCUUGAGUACAUGGUGAAGGACUUCUGGUUAUGACCUUUAUGAAAGAAAACUAAAAGUAGUUGGACCAGCUUCAAUUUUAAACAAGUUUUCCUUUGUUUAACUUCAGAUGAUCUCUGUUCUCUUUUGCUUCAACUAAUACAAGAGUUAUGUUUCUGUGUUAAAGAAAGGGUAAAUUAAGUUGAAGGGUAUAGAAGUAAAUUACACUUUUUGUAAUUAAUUAUAAUUUAUUAUCUAUUUUAUUUUUUAUUGUAGAAAAUCUGCAUAUGUAUGCCGUAACAUUCAAUAGAAUACAUACUAAAUAAUUCUUAACAUGGUAUUAGAGUAUUAGGUUAAAGAAAUUCUAAUAUCACUUACAAACUCUAUUUCGGUCUUUAUUGCCGAAAUAGAAAAGAAAAAACCUAAAAGGAUUAGAUUAACCUUCAUAGCAGAUCAUUCUAGAUCGGCCACCAGCCAUCCCUGCCGGCCACCAGUAACAACUAAACUGGCCUUCAUUGCCAGUGUCAGAACCUUCAGCUGCACUGCCUGACAGAGUCGCCCUGCAGAAAGAUGCAACCUCAAUACCAAAUCCAGAUGCGACCCUUUCUGCACCAUUGUCACUUGUCACAAUGCCACCUGCCGUGACGAGAUGCAGACACGACCCUCUCAUAAUCAGCCAUAGUCACGAGCAGACAAAGAUGCGACCUUCUCUGUCGUGACACCAUCUUCCAGAUAUGACCAGACAUGGAUAGCGGAUAGACUCGACAAGAUUCAACCAUGAGCAUGACCCGAUAGUGAACGCGACCCGACCACAAACACAAACUGCAAUGCUAGUGCUUUUCUGCCGCAACCAGAUCCGACCUCAACUAGAUCACACCACCAGAAUGCGAGCUUCUCAGCAGCGAACCAAUCACAGCCCAGAUGUGUGUUGCGAACCUCUCUAUCAUGAAGGGGUUAUUUUUGUUAUGCAUUUAUUAGUACUAGCGGGGAGUUCCUAUUUUAUUUACUUGGAUAUAUGUAACAAGGUAGAAAGUUAAGAGGCAACGUUUGUGCGAUAACUCAGAGUCUUGC